AUGGCCGGCAGCAAGUUCGCCUAUGUUCGCAAUUUCGAGCUGCCUGACCCCCUCCUGCCCGAGACGUUCAUGGUCUUGAGGAUCGAUGGGCACGCGUUCCAUCGGUUGUCCGCGGAGCACGACUUCGCGAAGCCAAACGAUGAACGCGCCCUGCAAUUGAUGGACCACGCUGCUCGGGACGUAAUGAACGAAUUCAAAGAUAUUGUCCUCGCCUUUGGCGAAUCUGAUGAGUAUAGCUUUCUAUUCCGCAAGUCCACGACGCUGUACAAUCGACGCGAGAGCAAGAUACUCAGCACGAUCACGUCGCUGUUCACCUCAUCAUAUGUCUUCAAUUGGCCAAAAUAUUUGCCAGACACCCCCCUCAAAUAUUGCCCGUCAUUUGACGGGCGCAUAGUGCUUUAUCCAUCGAUAACGGCCGUACGCGACUACUUCUCAUGGCGACAAGCAGACACGCACAUCAACAACAUGUACAACACCGUAUUCUGGGCGCUGGUUUUGCAGGGUGGGCAGACCACUACGGAGGCGCAUGCCACCUUGAGGGGCACCGUAUCCGCCACAAAACAUGAGAUAAUGUUCUCGAAGUUCGGGAUCAACUAUAACGAUCUCCCUGCCAGGUUCCGCAAAGGAAGCAUCCUGGUUAGAACCGAGACGGAACCAGGGGAAACGCAGGAGCCUUCAGCUCCAUCGGUAGUGGGUCCCCAAGUUCAAACUUCGAAAGGCAAGAAAGAGAAGAAAGCGAAGAUACGAGUCCGCACUACAGUAGAUCUUGUGCACUGCGAUAUCAUAGGCGACGAGUUCUGGACCUCUCGGCCGAAUAUAAUCGUUGACUGA
This is a messenger RNA of Trametes versicolor FP-101664 SS1, 831 nucleotides long. RefSeq names its product tRNAHis guanylyltransferase. NCBI's taxonomy places the organism in Eukaryota, Fungi, Basidiomycota, Agaricomycetes, Polyporales, Polyporaceae. The record is from RefSeq and is a predicted model, not a curated record. The transcript is spliced from 6 exons. Gene Ontology annotation, molecular function: magnesium ion binding; tRNA guanylyltransferase activity. Bases 1 to 831 code for a protein of 276 amino acids. Gene Ontology annotation, biological process: tRNA modification.